GCCCUAUCAGGUGGCAACUUUUUUUUUUUCACCAGGAAGUAAUUUCGUGCCAGGGAAAAAUACUAGCAACAAAUUUAAAAAUAGACCAGUCAGAUCUAGAUCUAUGUGUUAAGUGUUUGUCUUCAUAUAGUUUCUGGAUGUUUAUGCACAUCUUUUGAAGAUAAAAAUCGGACUAGAGUCUAGAUCUAUAGACGAAUUUGGCACACAUACAGUUAGUCUUUUUAUUUUAGAUCUAGAAUCUAGAUUUACUUGUAUAACAAUAGGCCGCGUGCUAGCCUUAGGGCAUCCAGGACCCUUUUUGGAAGUCCAGUUUCAACGUCCCGUGAGAUGAUGGCGGACAUAUCAAACAGCUUUCGUUCGUCCAGCAUUUACGAAAAGCCAGAGAUGGAAGGAUACUUGGAGAAAAAAAAUUCAGGGAUGAUGAAAGGUAAAACCAAGAAAUGGUGCUACAUACAAGGAACAUCUUUGUACAUGACAAAGAACCAGGGUGUUGUGGAAAUAUUAGAUCUCUGUGAUGCCCAACAAGUCAAGAAAAUUUCAUCAGAUUCUACAUUAACAUCAUUUGAGAUUGUCAUCAAAAAGAAAUCUCACAUUUUUAUUUGUCAAACUAGUGAUGAGUGCUCACAGUGGAUUAAAGCUCUGCACAAUGCAAUGGCUAAAAAAGAUAACAAACUCAGAGGUUCAACAUUUUUUGUGGAUGAUCCUGUAAAAAAUGAAACUCAGUAUGAAAGUAUCUAUGCAACAAUACCAAAUGAUGAAAAAUCUGAGCCAAAUGAGAACAAAACAGGAAGUGUAUAUAACGUGUCUGACUACACAUCCCCCUGUGAUGAUGUCAAGGAAAAGUGCAAUGGAGAAGUUCCAGUUUACUAUGACAUACAAAGUGGAUCAGUCUUGCCAGUCUUCCCAACCACAAAAAAUAGUAUUUAUGAAGAGAUAAGCUCGACGUCAACCGUCAAGCUACAGAAUGAGCAUGAGACUGAAUUAUACAGUGAUGGUUACUCUCAGGUUAACAAAUGUAAACUUUCUCCAAAUGAUGAGGUUGCUAUUUUGAGGAGCUCUAAAAGCUUGCCAGUCAGUUGUUCAAGGCAGACAGUUACAGUUACAGACGAGACAGUGACUGACCAAACUAAUGCAAACAAUGCCAAACGCUACAGUAAUGCUAAAUUUGACAGCAUGACUGCUGUUAGUUUAAUAAAUUCAGAUAUAAAAUCUGAUUCAAAGCCAGCCAUUGUGAGUCAACAAACUGAGCUUGAAACUGUUUCAAGUGAUCCAUUCAAUAUGUUAGUGGCUGCACUCAAUAUUGAAGAAUUGCCGCUCCCAGAAUUCAACCACCCAUUAACUGAGAUGGACAGACUUCCUGUAAAAGAGCUGACAGAGUUUUUAGCUUCUCAUAAUUCACUGUGUCAUGUGCAUUAUUCAGAAAUCAUUAAUGAAGAAGAUCCUUUUAUUAAUUUGGUAUCGUUUUUGAAAGAUUUGUCAAUUUAAAUGUAAUUUAAACCAGUAAAAAAAUGCAUUUUAUAUUAUUUCUCUAAAUUGAAAGAAUUCUUAAAAAUAAAUAUUAUAAAUAUAUUGUAUUAUCUGUAAUUAUUGUUUUCUCAAAAGGAGAUUUUCAUGUAAAAAAAAUUUUGAGCUAUAGCAUUAUGGUAACUUUAAAGCAAUCUAUUAUUUUUCAUUUUGUUUAGAAUAUGUUUUAACUCUUUCAGUGCAGUAUUACUCAAAGGGAGUAGCUUAGUGGUGCUUGGAAAGUGCAGUGUUAUGCUCAGCAAUUAACUUGGUACAUAAUAAUUGUUUCACUAUCUUUAUAAUGUUUAUUUUUUUAUUUUUCUAUUUUUUGUUAUUUUCUGGAUGUGAGUUUGAUUUUUAUAUUUUUAUAUGCAUAAACAAGAUGCACUUACAAGUUAAAAAAAACAACAACAACAUCAUUGUUUUGGUGGUUCCAUUGUUUUUAACUUUGUUUACAGGACCCAAAAUAACUGAAUAAUACAAUAUCUCAGUACAUCUGUUCAUUUUGUAUUAAAUUUUAGGAGUUGAAAUUUGUUUUAACUUUCAUCGAUUAAAUGUAUAUUUAUGAGUUAAAACAUGUCAGUAGUUAUGAAUUUUGUGUACAUUUCCUUUUCUCAUAGUGAAUUAAAUCUUUAAAAAUGUUUUCUUAAAUAUUUUAUUUUAAUUAUUAUACUUUUUUGGUCUAUUCAUAUACCUUUGAAAUGAAAUCUAAUAUACUAAAUAAUAAAGAAAAUUAAAAAGUUAUGAUAGUAUUAAUACCACUUACACAGUUUUGUUUGUCCUGGACAAAUUUCAUUUUUGUAUUAAAAAAAUAUGCACUGGAAGAGUUUGGAUGAUAUUUUUAAUUUAUUUUUUCCAAAUUUAUAGUUUUCUAAUGUAUCAAAUUAGUUUUGUUUCAAGUAAACUAAAUUUUGUUGUUUCUACCCUUGAAAUAUCUAAAACUAAUUUAUUUAGUUUCAAAAAUUUAUUUAAAUUUAUUUCAAUUAACUCCCUUCUGGAAGUUUUUUUUUUUUAAAGUUUUGCAUUACACAAUUUUGUCGUGAGACUAAAGAUUUAAGAUGUAAUGAUGAAAGUGCUUCUAUUUCUAAUUCUCCCAGCAUGCAAAAGUCUUUAAAAUUAUGAUUUUGUCAUGGUUAUAAACAACAUUUAAUUCAUUUUAACAAUUAUCUAAAACCUUUCAUUUUUAUGACUGGAGCGUGGUGGCUGAGUGGUUAAGCCCUUGGCUACCAAACCUGGGGAUCUGGGUUUGAAUCCCAGUGAAGACUGGGAUUUUGAAUUUCAGGAUUUUUAGGGUGCCCCUGAGUCCACCCAACUCUUAAUGGAGUUACCUGACUUCAGAUGGGGAAAGUAAAUGUUGUUGGUCAUUGAGCUGGUCACAUGACACCCUGCUUGUUAACCGUUGACCAAAGAAACAGAUGAACUUAACAUCAUCUGCCCUAUAGAUCACAAGGUCUGAAAGGGGAACUUUACUUUUUUAAAUUUCAUGUUUAUGAUAAUUAAAAGUCCAUCACAUUCUCUUAAUAAAAUUUAUUUAUUUUCCCUUACAAAAAGAAAGCUUUAAAAAAAAUGACUUAAUUCUUAUUUGAACAAGUUACUCUAAAAAAAAAUGCAUCUUCUGUAAUAUUAAAAUUAAUCACACAGAAUUUCCUUUUAGUUUUCAAGCUUUACAAUACUUUUCAAUGUUACUAAUAGGAAAUAAUAACGGUCUCUAAAUGACACUUUUAUUUAGGAAGUAUUACACUUUUAAAGCAAGUAGUUUUUAUCUUUGGUUGCUCAAUUAAAGUGAGUUGAAAUGAAGUCUUAAGAUGGAGAUGUUUUCUCACAUUUUUGUUAGCUUGGCAUUGUGCACUUAAAAGGAUUUGGUUUUUUUUUUUUUUUUUGAAUGAACAAAAGUUGCUUUUCAGGAAAAGGACAAAAAUGAUAUUAAAAACUGUUUAAGACUCAUACAUAGUGAGUAAUGUAGCCUAGUUAGCUCAUUCAAAUCAAAAGAAAACAGUUUCAUUUAAAUUCAAUUUCAUUUAUUUAGUAUUAACAAACAAACAUUUGGCACAUUUUUUGUAAGCUAGAAAAGGAGUUUGAAACUAUUUCAAAAGUCCCUGGAGCAUGGAACAGAUGCCUCAGGAGACUUGAAUUAGCCAAGAAAUGUAAUGACUUUGUCCAAUUUAAAUGUGUAAUUAGUAUGAAUGAAUAUGUAUGCAAAUGAUGUAACAAUUUUCAUUUUUUUUUAAUGCAGGAAUAAACUAAAAGUUAAAAAAAGAAAACAAUA
This is a messenger RNA of Biomphalaria glabrata, 3769 nucleotides long. RefSeq lists its product as uncharacterized. The record is from RefSeq and is a predicted model, not a curated record. The transcript is spliced from 5 exons. Lineage: Eukaryota; Metazoa; Mollusca; Gastropoda; Planorbidae. Bases 328 to 1485 code for a protein of 385 amino acids.